AUGGCCCACCUGGGAGCCCAUUUUGCCUUUCGAUCCCGCUGGCAGAAGACCGACGACGAACUCUGUCGACAUAGCAUGUCCUUCAUCCUUCACAGAGCCAUUCGCAAUGACUUCUUUCAGAGCUAUCUCUACCUGCUGGAAAAAAUUCCCCUGGUGAAAUUGUAUGCUUUAACAAGUCAAAUCAUCAAUGGGGAGAUGCAGUUCUAUGCCAGAGCUAAACUUUUCUAUCAAGAAGUACCAGCUACAGAAGAGGGUAUGAUGGGAAAUUUCAUUGAACUGUCCAUCCCAGAUAUCCAGGCUUCUCGGGACUUCCUUCGGAAGUUUGUUGGGGGCCCCGGGAGAGCUGGGACAGACUGUGCCUUGGAUUGUGGCUCUGGAAUAGGAAGGGUCAGCAAGCAUGUCUUGUUGCCGGUUUUCAAAAGCGUGGAACUGGUGGACAUGAUGGAAUCAUUCCUCGUCGAAGCCCAGAACUACCUGCAGGUCAACGGGGACAAGGUAGAAAGCUACCACUGCUACAACCUGCAGGAAUUUACACCCCCACUGGGGAGAUAUGAUGUCAUCUGGAUUCAGUGGGUCUCUGGGUACCUGACCGACAAAGACCUUCUUGUAUUUCUUUCCCGGUGCCGAGCUGGCCUGAAGGAAAACGGUGUCAUCAUACUGAAGGACAACGUGGCUCGGGAGGGCUGUAUCUUCGAUCUCUCGGACAGCAGUGUGACUCGGGACAUGGACAUCCUCCGGAGCCUCAUUAGGAAGAGCGGGCUGGUGGUGCUGGGCCAGAAGAAGCAGGAUGGCUUUCCAGAACAGUGCAUCCCGGUGUGGAUGUUCGCACUGCACAGUGAUGGACAGUCCUGA
Puma concolor (puma) is the source of this 852-nucleotide messenger RNA. RefSeq names its product N-terminal Xaa-Pro-Lys N-methyltransferase 2 (gene NTMT2). Lineage: Eukaryota; Metazoa; Chordata; Mammalia; Carnivora; Felidae. The record is from RefSeq and is a predicted model, not a curated record. Gene Ontology annotation, biological process: N-terminal protein amino acid methylation. Gene Ontology annotation, molecular function: N-terminal protein N-methyltransferase activity. Gene Ontology annotation, cellular component: cytoplasm.